Messenger RNA from Solea solea (common sole), 1729 nucleotides. RefSeq names its product gamma-aminobutyric acid type A receptor subunit beta2a (gene gabrb2a). The record is from RefSeq and is a predicted model, not a curated record. Gene Ontology annotation, biological process: nervous system process; regulation of membrane potential; chemical synaptic transmission. Gene Ontology annotation, molecular function: neurotransmitter receptor activity; extracellular ligand-gated monoatomic ion channel activity; GABA-A receptor activity. Gene Ontology annotation, cellular component: neuron projection; GABA-A receptor complex; synapse. NCBI's taxonomy places the organism in Eukaryota, Metazoa, Chordata, Actinopteri, Pleuronectiformes, Soleidae. The transcript has 10 exons. Bases 98 to 1678 code for a protein of 526 amino acids.
CGCAUGCGCCCCUCAUUGGCUCCUCUGCACUGUCUGGAGUAAGUUGGAUGCGCGCUCUCCUCACUCGCAUCCCUACACCACCUCAAAAGCUGUUGCGAUGGGGAGGAUCAGGAAAAACCACUUUGGGAUUUUGACUUUUUCCUUACUUGUGACUUUUGUCUGGGCUCAAAGCGUCAAGGAUCUCAAAGAUCCCAGCAAUAUGCCUCUGGUAAAAGAAACCGUGGACAGACUGAUGAAAGGAUACGACAUUCGGUUGAGGCCAGAUUUCGGAGGUGCGCCGGUGGCUGUGGGGAUGAAUAUUGACAUAGCCAGCAUAGACAUGGUCUCUGAAGUCAAUAUGGACUACACCUUGACAAUGUACUUUCAACAAGCGUGGCGGGACAAGCGUCUUUCCUACUCUGAGAUCGCCUACAACCUGACCCUGGAUAACAGAGUGGCAGAUCAACUGUGGGUCCCUGACACCUACUUCCUCAAUGACAAGAAGUCCUUCGUCCAUGGCGUCACAGUGAAGAACAGAAUGAUCCGUCUCCACCCUGACGGCACAGUGCUUUAUGGACUCAGAAUCACCACCACUGCAGCGUGCAUGAUGGACCUGCGUCGCUACCCUCUGGAUGAGCAGAACUGCACCCUGGAGAUCGAAAGCUAUGGCUACACCACUGAUGAUAUUGAGUUUUACUGGCGAGGCGACGAUGGAGCCGUGUCCGGAGUGGACAGAAUAGAACUGCCACAGUUUUCUAUUGUCGACUACAAACUCAUCUCCAGGAAUGUGGUCUUCUCCACAGGUUCAUAUCCCCGCCUGUCCCUCAGCUUCAAACUGAAGAGGAACAUUGGUUACUUCAUCCUGCAGACAUACAUGCCUUCCAUCCUGAUUACCAUACUCUCCUGGGUCUCCUUCUGGAUCAACUACGAUGCCUCAGCUGCCAGAGUGGCCCUGGGGAUCACUACGGUGCUGACCAUGACCACCAUCAACACCCACUUGCGAGAGACACUCCCUAAGAUUCCCUAUGUCAAGGCUAUUGACAUGUACCUGAUGGGCUGCUUUGUGUUUGUCUUCCUGGCCCUGCUGGAGUAUGCCUUCGUCAACUACAUCUUCUUUGGUCAGGGCCCGCAGCGUCAGAAGAAGGCGGCUGAGAAAGCAGCCACAGCUAAUAACGAGAAGCUGAGACCCGACCCCAACAAGUGGCUGGUGGGAAAUGUAGUUCAGAGAGAUGAUGCUCUGUAUGCCAGAAUGAAACAGAGGGAAAUUGACGCAUAUGACUCGAUGUGGGAUCCCAUCUUUGUGGACGAUGCCGCAUUAGGACUAGGCGAGCAAAGAAAUAAGAUGACUCCCGACGACAACAUCCUGUUCAGCACCUUGGAAAUGAAGAAUGAGAUGGGUGGUGCCGGGGAUCUGUCCCGGGGCCUGGGAGCACCCGGAGAUCCCCGCAACACCAUGCUGGCCUACGAUAGCUCGACACUGCAGUACCGCAGGGCAGCCAUGGCCCGCCAGAACUAUGGCCACAGCGCCUUGGAGCGCCACGCCCAGAAGAAGUCUCGCCUACGGAGACGGGCCUCCCAGCUCAAGGUGAACAUCCCAGACCUGUCCGACGUGAACUCUAUUGAUAAGUGGUCCAGGAUGAUCUUCCCCACCGUCUUCUCCUUCUUCAACGUGGUCUACUGGCUCUACUACGUCCAUUAAACCCAGCAGCGUCUGGCGGCCAUCUUAUGGCAGCCAUGCAAAGAAGGGGGC